Penicillium diatomitis is the source of this 519-nucleotide messenger RNA. RefSeq lists its product as uncharacterized. The transcript is spliced from 3 exons. The record is from RefSeq and is a predicted model, not a curated record. NCBI's taxonomy places the organism in Eukaryota, Fungi, Ascomycota, Eurotiomycetes, Eurotiales, Aspergillaceae. The coding region runs from base 1 to 519 and encodes 172 amino acids.
AUGGUCAAAUUGAUUUCCCUCGCCACGCUGGCCCUGGCCAACGUGGCCAUCGCCAGUCCAACCGUCUAUCUGAUCCGUCACGGCGAAAAGCCCAGUUCCGGCGAUGGCCUGAACGCUCAGGGCAUGCAGCGCGCCCAGUGUCUGCGCGAGAUCUUUGGGGCAAACUCCCAGUAUAACAUUGGACAUAUUAUGGCGCAGACGCCGAAGAGCAACGGCAAGCGCCAACGUCCCUACGACACCGUCAAGCCCCUCGCAGCCGACCUCGGUCUGUCCGUAGAUUUGUCCUGCGGCCGAGAUGACCCUGGCUGCGUCAAGAACGUCGUCAACAGCUACACCGGUCCUGGCAAUAUCCUGAUUUGCUGGGAACACAAUGCUUUGACGGAUAUCGUUUCGAAGUUGGGGGAUUCCAAUGCGCCGGAUUACCCUGAUCACAGCUUCAACAUUAUCUGGACUGAUCCUGCGCCGUAUAAUGCCAUUACUGCGCAGACUAGUGAAAACUGCCCUGGUCUGGAUAACUAG